Molecule: messenger RNA, 12450 nt
Organism: Temnothorax curvispinosus
Lineage: Eukaryota; Metazoa; Arthropoda; Insecta; Hymenoptera; Formicidae
Product: dynein heavy chain 1, axonemal-like
Exons: 60
Biological process (GO): microtubule-based movement
Cellular component (GO): dynein complex
Molecular function (GO): minus-end-directed microtubule motor activity; dynein light intermediate chain binding; dynein intermediate chain binding
Source: RefSeq, a predicted model, not a curated record
AUGGAUUUUAAAGACGUCAAGGAUAUAAAUACUCGAUUCCCUAGAAGAAAUUAUUAUUCAGAUACUAUUACAGGCACAAAACCAAUUGGUUUACCUACUCCCCCGAGAAGAACCAACCUGGCAUCGCAAAUUCUCACCGAACGGCAUAGCCCGAUUGUAAAAGGCAUUAAAAUACAAAAAAUGCAAGCUGUCCUUGGCGCAGCUGAGCGAUGGAUGACUUUCCCCGAAGAUAAAUCUAUCACGUUUCCGGCGGAAACCUUUUUACCAAAAGUACAAAUGGCAUAUACUGUCGACCCAAACAUUCCGCCGCGCAACGUUGAAAUGGAAAGAAGACGAAGAAUAUACAAAAAUCUCAAGAUAGAAGACAUCUUAAAAGCAGAAGGUGUCAAGUCACACGACAUGUUGCCGUUUGAGAAAAUUUGCCCGCUACUUUCCUAUGGAGAGAAAUAUGAUUUGUAUUCCAAGACAAGUUAUUUGCCAUUAGAACUGUUCGACGAUGAAGAAUACGAUUGUAGAACGGCAGAAGAAUGGAUAAAUCUGGGCAUCAUCAAUGGUGUUCGUUAUCCGUUACCGGCUACAGUAUUUGUCGAAAGGAUUAUAGAUAAGAAAUGGCUAUUUGAUCGUGAUGAUAAUACACUGAAUGAUUUGUUUGGUUGGUUUCACGCUGCCGUUAUGGAUUACGAUAAUGAAAGGAAUGUGUGGACUGUUCUCACUCUAGACGGUUUUAAGCGAACAUUUCUUUUGCCUAGGAUAUACAUUCUAUUUUUUGGAGAAGAUCCUAGAAAAUUUGCCAAGAGGAUAGCUGCUGCCAUCAAACAAAGACAAAUCGCGGAGACUAGUAUUAGGUAUCACUUUUAUUUGGAUUGCAUGCUAGUAGAAGGUAUGCCGACGCUGGAUGAAAGUCAACAGAAAGUUAUAAUCCUAUCGGUCACGCGAGAAGGUUUCUUAAAAUGUGAAUCCAAACAUCUUUCGAACUUAAUGGACGAAAUUAUUUUGGAGUAUCGCCGCGUUAUGUGCGACCUUAUGUGGAGAUCUCUCAUAAGGAGACAGCCGGAAACGUUUAAUUUCAUUAUGUGGAAUGGAAUUGAUGACAUCCACGAGCUUAAGACACCAGAAAUGGGAAAGUUAUGCACCGAAAUGAAAGACUUCGCGGCGACCAGAAAUAUUUUUUAUCGGAUAAUUUUAUACGUUUUGCCGGAAGUAUACGAGGCUAUGGGAUGCGUAGUCGUCGAAUGCAUCAACAUAUCGAAUAUGAAUCUCUUUGUCUCGAAUUACGGAAAAUCUAUGCACCUGUCGGAGUUCGAAUCGCAACAGCAACACGAGACUGGUACAGUGAUAAAAUAUCUGAAAGAAACGUGGUUGGAGAGGAUUACACAGUCGGUCAGACUGUGUUUAAGAGAUGUCGGCAAAGGAUGGUUUGAUCUCGAGCAAAAGAACCAUGAUAUAUAUGAUGUAAUGAAAUUAAAGCGAUUUAUGGAUCUUAUUGUACAUCGAAUGCAGUAUGCACUUCGGGAUCUCGUAAAGAAAUCGAUUGUCUUUUAUUUAGAAAUACUGGAAACUCCAGCUCUUUGUACAUUAAAUGUGGAUGAAAAUUUUGUAUGGGGCGAUGAUCUUGUAAACACACACUUUAAGUCUCCAAUGAAUCCUAUCUUUAAUAUUGAUAUUGCCAUGAAUGAUGAAACUGCUUAUUAUUUAACGGACCUUGAAUCAUUUGAGGAAAUCAUCAUAGCCAUAUUAGACAAUUCUUUAAGCCAGUGUCAUCUAAUUAGACAAGUUCAUCCUUUCUUGUUACCCUUCCUGAAAUUUCCCAAAGAUCUCUAUCUUAGCUCGGUCGGCUUACUAGAAAAUCAGGUUUGCGAAGUUCGAGAACGCUUGAGAAUCGCUUAUCAGAAAUCUAUAAUAUCCCUAAAAGCAUACGCGAGCGAGUAUCAGCAAUAUUUAGAAAUUUACAAAUUGGAUGUCGAGAAAUACGUGGAGGAUUUUAAAAAAGCAGAUCACACCGCCGCGGAAGUUCGAGAUGAAGUAUCCUUCCACUUUAAGAUGAAAUCGAUCCUCGAGCUCGCACUACCGAAAGACAUUGUCAUAGGACCCUUUAACGUGAAUGUCCGUCCUCUCAGGGAAUUUCUUAUACAGAAACGACAGAACUGUUGCACGCAGUUACUUAUUAUGUUUACCGAGAGCUUUAGAACGAAAAUCGAUACUGUUCUGUCUAAUUACAUGCAGAUCAGAACAAGACUAAGGGUAACGCUACGUAAUAUUGAGCACUUGUUCGAAGAGCGGGAUUGGAUGGAGAUUAUACCACUAACGGUGAAAAAUCUGAAUGAAAUCGUACAAAAACUAAAGUAUGAAUACGAUAUUCUUGAUCACUUCUGGUGGAAUCUAUCCGAUGAGGACUUCGAAGCCAAAUGGCAAGCUAUUGGUUUUCCUCGGCAAGUGCAAUUAUCUAUGGAAGAGGCAACGAAUCGCUUUGCCAGUGAAUAUGAAAAAUUUCAUAAAGUACAAGUGCAGGAAGAGAUUCUUUUAUCGGAAAGGAUUGACACACUCGUAGGAAACGUUACAAAUGUGACACUGCAAACAGAUAUCAACAAAGUACACGAAAUGGCUGUAGAAGUGAAGAGGAUAUGGAAAAUAAUGAAAGAUUAUCAAGAAUCGGGUUUAUUGCUGAACGAACGACAAAAAUUAUUCGGCAUGGAUGUUAUACCAUUUGAGCAAUUAAAUCAAUUGAUGAAAGAUUUCGAGCCGUAUCAAACCUUAUGGAUCACUGCAUCCGAUUGGUUAAAAUGGCAGGAAAUAUGGUUAGAGAAUCCUCUGAUAAGUCUCGACGCGAGUCAAAUAGAAAGUGUGACUACCGACAUACACAAUGCUAUGUCGCAUUGCGUAAAAGUAUUUCAAGAAAAUCCAAAGAUGGCUGCUAUAGCGUUCACUAUAAGGGAUCAAAUCGAUGCGUUCAAGCCCUAUGUCGGCAUAAUACAAGCUUUACGAAAUCCAGGAAUGAAAAAUCGACACUUUGAGAAACUUACUAAAGAAACUGGUAUACCUAUGGCACUCACGCCAACCUUGAAUUUUAAGAGCUUACUUGUUCUCGAUGUAUUAAAACAUGAGGAAACUAUAAAAGCCGUCGCAGAUACUGCGGCAAAAGAAUUUUUGAUAGAAAGUACAUUAGAUAAAAUGAUGACCGAUUGGAAAACAAUCACAAUGGAUGUUUUUCCUUAUAAAAAUACAGAUAAAUAUAUUAUAAAGGUUUCUGACGAGGUCAUUACUCUCUUGGACGACGAUAUGCUUAAAACUCAACAUCUUAGUUUUAGUCCUUUCAAAGCUGCUUUUGAGAGUCAAAUCGAUGAAUGGGAAGCUAAAUUGAGAUUAAUUCAGGAAGUGAUUGCGCAGUGGAUGAAAGUGCAAAAGCAAUGGAUGUAUUUGGAACCAAUAUUCGCUUCUGAAGAUGUUAAUCGGCAGUUGCCGGUGGAAUCACGUAAAUUCAAUACAAUAGAGCGCAACUUGCAGCGAAUUACAAAAAACGCUCGCGAUUGUCCAUACGUAAUUAUAACAUGCGCGGAUAAGAACCUGUUUCUAAACUUGAAGGAAUGUUUAUUGCUCCUAGAAACUGUUGUGAAAGGUUUAUCUGAUUAUCUGGAGACCAAACGAAUGAUCUUUCCGCGUUUCUUUUUCCUGAGCGACGAUGAACUUCUGGAGAUAAUUGUUCAAUCCAAGAACGUCGAAGCGAUACAACCGCAUUUGAAGAAGUGUUUCGAGAACAUAAGAGAAUUGAGAUUUGAGAAUCCAAAUCUUAGGAUAACGAGAAUGUAUUCUGCCGAGUACGAGGAGGUCGUACUACGGCCGACGAUCUAUCCUGAGGGAAAUGUGGAGAAUUGGUUGGGACAAGUCGAAGAUGCGAUGCGCAAUACUCUGCGAGAGAUUAUCGGCGAGGCUCUCGAAAUAAUAGAAACGAUACCGCGCAAGGAAUGGGUGUACAUGUGGCCAGGCCAGGUAGUUCUUUGCGGAGGUCAAACACAUUGGACUGCCCACGUGGAGAAAAGUAUCACGAACGAUACUCUGCUCGACUAUUAUAAUUUGAUGUUGUUGCAGCUCGAAGAAUUGCAAAAAUUAAUAUGCGGUUCGCAAACUGAGGUACAGAGAUUGAUGCUGGAGGCUGUAAUCACAAUUGAAGUUCACGCCAAAGAUGUUUUAUAUAAAUUGAUCCAAGAGAAAGUAACCAAUGUCAAUGAUUUUGAAUGGAUUUCUCAAUUACGAUAUUAUUGGGUUGAUAACAAGGAUUUGAAAAUUCGUGCGAUAAACGCUGAAUUUUCAUACGAAUAUGAAUAUUUAGGUAAUAAUGGAAGAUUGGUAAUUACACCAUUGACUGAUCGUUGCUACCUCACUCUUAUCACUGCAUUGCAUCUGAAACUCGGCGGUGCAUCAUCUGGUCCGACAGGCAGCGGGAAGACGGAAACCACUAAAGAUCUCGCGAAAGCAUUCGCGGUUCAGUGCGUGGUUUUUAAUUGUUCCGAACAACUGAAUUUUCGAUCUAUGGGCAAGUUUUUCAAAGGACUCGCCAGCACCGGUGCGUGGACGUGUUUCGACGAACUUAAUCGAAUCAAUAUUGAGGUUUUAUCCGUCGUAGCACAGCAAAUCAUGACCAUUCAAAGAGCACAACAAUUACGAGCAAACAAAUUUCUUUUUGAAGAAGUCGAACUUACGUUAAAGCAGUCCUGUGCUGUAUUCAUCACUAUGAAUCCUGGUUAUGCUGGUCGAACGGAAUUACCUGACAAUUUGAAAGCACUUUUUCGGCCAGUGGCUAUGACGGUGCCAAAUUAUGCUCUUAUUGCUGAAAUAUCUUUGUUCUCGUAUGGCUUUGUGGAUGCCGGAAACCUUGCCAGAAAAAUUACGACAACUUUUAAGCUGAGCUCGGAGCAACUAAACACACAAGAUCAUUACGACUUUGGUAUGCGUGCAGUAAAGACUGUUAUUGCGGCUGCUGGCAAUUUGAAAAGAGAGCAAAAAGAUCUUGCAGAGGAUCAAAUUUGCCUGCGUGUCUUGAAAAACGUAAAUGUUCCCAAAUUGUUGAAGGACGAUUUGAAAUUGUUUAAUGGCAUUAUAUCAGACCUCUUCCCAGGACUCAUUGAAAAACCAGUGGAUUAUGGGAUCUUAGAAGCAACCAUUCAUAGAUCUAUUAAGCAAAUGGGUUUAGAAGACGUCGAUGACUUCGUGAGAAAGGUAGUGCAGCUGUACGAAAUUACUUUGAUGCAUAACGGAUUGAUGCUUGUGGGUCCAACCGCGUCGGGAAAGACUACGUGUUACAAAGUCCUAAAGCAAACGUGUACAAGUUUGAAAGGUCAAUUACAACCAAAUGGCAAACCGUUUACAACAGUUAUCACAUAUGCGUUGAAUCCAAAGGCUGUAACAAUGGGUCAACUGUAUGGCGAAUAUAAUUCCGAUACACACGAAUGGACAGACGGAAUAUUGCCAACUUUAAUACGAGCGGAUAUAGCAACGGCGGAUUGUGAUAAACGUUGGUAUAUUUUUGAUGGACCAGUCGAUCCAGUAUGGAUCGAAAAUUUGAACACCGUCCUGGACGACAAUAAAAAGCUUUGUCUCGCGUCGGGGGAAAUAAUGAAAUUAUUGCCGUCUCAAAUUAUGAUAUUUGAAGUAUCAGAUCUUCGAGUAGCUUCACCAGCUACAAUUUCUAGAUGUGGUAUGGUGUAUAUGGAACCAGAAAAUUUAGGUCUACAACCUUUAAUCGAUUGUUGGAUACGGUCAUUACCAACGGUAAAUUAAAUGAAGGAUUACAUUGAAGAAAUAAUUGAGUUAACAACUCAACUGGUGCUUCCCGGUCUAAAGAUUGUACGUCAGAAUUUACGAGAGAUCGUAAGAACCGUAGAUUCUGCCAUUGUUCAAUCUUAUAUAAAUCUAAUGAACUUCAGAAUUCGACCGAUGACCGAACGUGAAGGAAAAACGCCACCAACGGAUUUGAUAUCACCAUGGGCAGCUUUCGCCAUUGUUUGGGGAUUAGGUGCAACUUGCGAUUACAAAAGCCGUUGCAUAUUCAGUGAUUGGUUGAAAAAGGUACAAAAGGAUGCAAAACAUAAAAUACCAUUUCCAGAAGAAGGUCUUGUGUUCGAUUAUAGAUUACACGAUGGUGGGUUCACUGAUCAAAUCGAGGGUCAGGAGCCAAUUCUACCGAAGUGGUAUAAAUGGUUGGACGGAAUUUCAUCUAUCAGAAUAAAGCCAGAAACAAAAUACAUGGAUAUCAUAAUUCCAACUAUGGACAACGUACGAAGCGCGACGUUAAUCGAAUAUCUCCUCAUUAACGAGACAAAUGUACUUUGCGUGGGUGCAACCGGAAGCGGCAAGACUUUGACGGUGUCAGCAAAACUGUCACGUAACAUGCCGAAGAAAUACAUUUGCAAUUUUAUGACGUUCUCAGCGCAAACCACGGCGCAUGAGACACAGGAUUUAAUUGAUGCAAAAUUGGACAAGCGACGUAGAGGUAUCUACGGGCCGCCGAUCCUGAAAAAGCAAAUUUUCUUCAUCGACGACUUGAAUAUGCCUGCACUGGAUACAUAUGGCGCUCAACCAUCGAUUGAAUUAAUUCGCCAAUUUAUGGAUUUUAGCGGGUGGUAUGACAAGACGGAAAUCGGGUCCUUCAGACUGAUCAAGGACGUAACUUUCGUCGCAGCUAUGGGACCUCCUGGUGGGGGAAGGAACCCAAUAACUGCCAGACUUUUACGGCAUUUCCAUAUUAUUGCAUUCCCAGAAAUGGAGAACGAUGCACAAUAUCAUAUCUUUAAAACGAUUCUUGAUUCGUGGCUGUCAAACACACCAGAACUUUACAAUCUACUGGAUGAUGUAGUGGACUCCACUUUAAAAGUGUUUACAAUUAUACGCAGCGAAAUGUUACCAAUCCCCAAUAAAUCGCACUACACCUUCAAUCUUCGAGAUCUGAGCAAAGUGUUCCAAGGCAUCCUUAUGGCAGACGCAAGAAAAAUACUAAUUCGCAAAAAGUUGUUAUUACUUUGGUAUCAUGAGAAUAUUCGAGUCUUCAGCGAUCGCUUAAUUAAUGACGAAGACAAAAAAUGGUUUGAUCAGCUCUUACGCAGUAUGUUGAAGAAUAAAUUCAAUUGUGACGCUGACGAUAUUAUCGGGGAAAAACCGUUGUUUUAUGGCGACUUCUGUGAUCCUGCGGGAGAAUAUGAGCAGAUAAUAGAUAUCGAAAAAAUGAAACGUAUUCUACUCGAUGUUUUAAACGAUUAUAAUGAUUUAACGACAUCGCCGAUGCAAUUAGUACUUUUUGAAGAUGCAAUAAGUCAUAUUUGUAGAAUCACACGGAUACUUCGACAACCUGGAGGAAAUGCCUUAUUGCUUGGAAUGAGUGGAUCAGGACGUCGAAGUCUGACAAGGCUUUCAUCGUACAUCAAGGAAUACAAUUGUUACCAAAUUGAAAUCAGCAAAACUUAUACGAUUCGCGACUGGCGAGAUGACAUCAAGAACAUAAUACUGAAAGCGGGAUUGCAGGAUCAACCUAUUGUCUUUUUGUUCUCUGACAUGCAGAUAAAGAAUGACUCUAUGCUGGGGGAUUUAAACAACAUCCUAAAUAGCGGAGAUGUUCCCAACAUGUAUCAACCUGAUGAAAUAGAUAAAAUAUAUCAAGCAAUGCGAACGCCAGCACGAGAGGCGGGACUACAGAUCAAUAGAAGCAACCUUUUCUCCAUUUAUUUGAAGGCAGUCAGAAGCAACUUACACACUAUCAUUACAAUGAGCCCGAUUGGAGACACAUUUCGCGCUCGUAUCAGACAAUUCCCGGCGCUAGUAAAUUGCUGUACUAUCGAUUGGUUUUGCCCCUGGCCGGAUGCUGCGCUUCAGAGCAUAGCAACGCAUCUUCUGUCGGAUAUAAAAGACGAGUUGACCUCGGAUAAAACAUUGCAGUCUGUCGUAAAGAUAUGCCGGUACAUGCACUCCAGUGUGAUUGACGCUAGUGAUCGCUUUUUGAAGGAACUGGACCGUCAUAAUUAUGUUACAUCUACGUCAUAUAUGGAGUUGCUGUCCAAUUAUCGCAACCUUCUGAAAAAAAAGAAAGAUGAGCUAAGUUCUUCAAUGAUACGUUUUUCCACUGGAUUAAAUAAAUUGGCGAACACAGAAGCAGAAGUGAAAAAUAUACAGGAAAUACUGAAACACAUGAAACCUGAGUUAGAGAAAGCAGCAGAGGCUGUAGCAGGAACGAUUCAUGAGAUUACUCGAGACACAAUUGAAGCAGAAAAGACUAAAACAGUGGCUAUGCAACAAGAAGCGGCGGCAUCAAAAAUGAAGGAAGAGAAUAAAGCGAUCAAGGAUGAAGCAGAGACCGAUUUGAGUGAGGUAAAACCAAUGCUCGAGGCUGCUGAAGCUAGUUUAAAGGCAUUAAGUAGGAACGACAUUACGCAGAUAAAAGCAAUGAAGAGACCGCCAGUAGGAGUGCUCUUAGUGAUUGAAGCAAUGUGUAUUGCGAAUAACAUAAAACCAAACAAGCUUCCUGGGAAACUUCCCGGUGAGAAGAUAUUAGACUAUUGGACUCCUGGAAGUCAAAUGUUGACAGAUCCAAUUUAUUUUCUACACACAAUGUCUCAUUUCAAAAAGGAAGAUAUCACAGAGGAAAUUAUCAAUAAAUUAAAAGAUUAUAUAGAAAAUUCCAAUUUUCAACCAGAUAAAGUACUUCAAGUUUCGAAGGCUUGCCAUGCUCUGUGCUUAUGGAUCCACGCAAUGUACAACUAUUACUUCGUAAAUAAAAAAGUUGCACCUAAAAUGGCAGCUUUGGCAAAAGCAGAGGAAAUUCUGACUGAAAACGAAAUAUCACUCGCAAGUGUUAUGACGAGACUACAGGAGAUACAAGAAGGCAUUGAUAAUUUACAGGAUCAGUUGAAGGCAGAGGAAGCAAAGAAAGCUGAAUUAGAAAGACAGAAGAAACUUUGUGAGGAACGAAUAACACGAGCCUUAAAACUGAUUGUAGGCCUGUCAGAUGAACAGAAACGAUGGACCAUAAUGGUGAACAAUAUAAAAAUAUCUUUAAAAAAUGCUGUUGGUGAUAUCCUUCUGUCAUCAGGUGCGAUUGCAUACCUAACGCCCUUCACGGAUAUUUAUCGCCAAAAUCUCCUGGAGACCUGGUACGACGCUCUUAGUGAAGAUGUUCCUCACACUCCAGGCUGCAAUCCAAUACUAACUCUUGGCAAUCAAAUAGAGAUAAGAAAUUGGCACAUAAGUGGUUUGCCCAGGGAUGCCUUAUCUGUCGAGAAUGCAGUUCUCGUGAUGAAUUCUAAGCGGUGGCCCCUUUUCAUUGAUCCUCAAGCACAGGCGAAUAAGUGGGUACGCAAUAUGUGCAAACCAAUCGGACUUUUUAUUGCAAAAAUGUCGGAUAAAGAUCUAUUAAGUACCAUUGAAAAUUGUGUGCAAUUCGGAAAGCCAUGCUUAAUUGAAAAUAUCAGUACUGAACUAGAGGCUUCCCUAGAUCCUAUUCUGACUCGUGCAUUAUUCAAACACGCCGGACAGCCGAGUAUUAAAAUUGGCGAGAAUAUCGUACCCUACAAUUUCGAUUUUCGUCUUUAUUUAACCACAAGGCUGCCUAAUCCCCAUUAUGUACCAGAUAUAGCGGUAAAAGUGCUCAUAGUCAAUUCCGCGCUGACUGUUGGCGGCCUUGUUGAUCAGAUGCUAUCUCUGGUCACUGUACAAGAGCGUCCUGAUCUUGAACAAGAAAGAAACGCGAUUAUUGUGUCAUGUGCUGAAAUGAAACAAAAGCUGGAGGAGAUUGAGGACAAAAUUCUUUACAGACUCACGGUAUCCGAAGGAUCAAUAAUUGAUGAUAUUGAUCUGAUUUAUACCUUGGAGGCUUCGAAAGCCAAGAGUGAGGAAAUCAAGAUGAAAAUGGAGACCGCUGAAUUUACACAAGCAGACAUUGAUUUAACGAGAUCAUUAUACAUGCCAGUAGCAAAUCGGGCACAAAUAUUAUUCUUUUGUAUCACCGAUCUCCAGCGUAUCGAUAUCAUGUAUCAAUAUUCCCUAGAAUGGUUCGUCGUUAUGCUCAAUAACAGCAUAUCAAAUACCGAAAAAAGCAAUAACAUUAAUAAACGGAUCAUGGACAUCAGCAAAAAUUUCACAUUCACUCUUUUCACGAAUAUCUGUCGCAGUUUAUUCGAAAAACACAAACUGCACUUCGGUUUUCUCAUCUGCUCACGUAUUCUUUUGGACAAUGGUACAAUCGAUCCGAUGGAAUGGCAACACUUUCUUACAACAACUACACCUAUACGGGAAUUACCAAAUCCCGCAUCCGAAUGGAUUACCGCGCGAUGCUGGCAGGAAAUUCAAGCUUUAGAGCGGCUCCCAAAGUUCGACAAAUUCAUCACAUCUUUCCAGUUAUCGUUAUCCCAAUUUAAAAAUAUAUUUGAUACUCAGGAAGCACAUUUAGCACCAUUUCCUCAACCAUGGAAGACGAAACUCGAUGAUUUUGAGAAGUUACUGGUACUCAAAUGCUUACGACCCGACAAGGUCACCAACGCUAUACAAAUCUAUAUGACAAAAUAUCUUGGUCAGCAAUUCGUCGAGCCUCAAACCACAGAAUUAUUAACAAUUUAUAAGGAAUCAUCUAACACCACACCGAUUAUUUUUAUUUUAUCGCCUGGUACUGAUCCGGCCGCAGAGUUGUAUAAGUUUGCCGACAAGUUAAAAAUGGAAGGAAAGUUACAUUCGAUAUCUCUUGGUCAGGGUCAGGAACUCAGGGCACAAGCCAUGCUAAAGAAAUCAGCGGAAAUGGGCACUUGGCUCUUCUUUCAAAAUUGCCAUUUGGUAUCAAGUUGGAUGCCGAAACUCGAAUUUCUCAUCGAAACGUUGUCAUCUGAAAAUACUCAUCAAAACUUCCGAUUGUGGUUGACAUCUGCACCGUCGCCCGACUUUCCCAUCAGUAUCCUUCAAAAUAGCAGCAAAAUGACGGUUGAACCACCGCGGGGCAUAAAGGCCAACAUGUUACGUGCAUAUCUGACGCAAGUCAUGGAAAUGCAAGAAUUUCUGCAACCUGAUCACCUGAAAGCUCUGUCAUUCAAACGGCUUAUAUUCUCACUUUGCAUGUUUCACUCAAUCCUGAUCGAGAGACGGAAAUUUGGUCUCCUGGGUUUCAAUAUAUCCUACGAUUUCACAAACGGGGAUUUAGCUAUAUGUUUGUCGCAAUUGUACAUGUUUCUCAUGGAAUACGAUACUUUGCCUUUCAAGAUUCUCACAUAUACGGCCGGGCAUAUUAACUACGGUGGACGAAUAACAGAUGAUUGGGAUCGCCGAUGUGUCCUGACACUUCUCGAAGACUAUUACAAUGUAAAUGUCGUCUUUCAAGAUUACCAAUUUGACGAACAAGGGAUUUAUCAUCAGUUACCGGCUGCAGCAUCGUUCAACGAUUAUCUAGAAUACAUAAAAGGUUUCCCUUUAAACGACGAUCCAUCACUAUUUGGCAUGCAUUCAAACGCUGAUAUAAGCUGCGCUCAAGCAGAAGCAUAUGCUUGCCUCGCAACUUUAUUAAACAUGCAACCCAGAGAACUUGGCGUUGUUACCGCAAGUGUCGAGGAAGUAACAAGUCAAAUAACUAAGGAUAUGUUGUCCACGAUAUCUGAACCAUUUGAUUUAACCGCAAUGCAAGCGAGGUAUCCUAUAUUGUACGAGGAAUCCUUUAAUACCGUGUUACUACAAGAGGCCAAACGAUAUAACAGUUUACUCGAAAUCGUGCAAUCAACGUUGCAAGAUCUUUUGAAAGCUUUAAGAGGCUUUGUCGUCAUAUCGGAACAGCUCGAAAUGAUGGCUACCAGUCUUUAUAAUAAUAAAAUCCCCGCAAAUUGGGAAAGCAAAAGUUAUCCUUCUUUAAAAUCUUUAGCCGGAUGGUUCAUCGAUUUAAAAGAAAGGAUUAGAUUUAUAAGGGAAUGGCAAGAUCAAGGUAUACCGCCUGCAUUUUGGCUAUCAGGGUUUUAUUGUCCUCAAGCCUUUCUAGCUGGCACGUUACAAAACUUCGCGAGGAAACACGUAGUAUGCGUUGACACAAUCGAUUUUAGCUUCAAGGUUUUGUCUUCCAAACCAACGCAGAGACCAUUGGAUGGCUGUAUCAUUUACGGUCUUUUUCUGAAAGGCUGCCGAUGGGACGGAAACUAUCUCGUAGAGUCUCUACCAAAGGAAUUAUUCGCCGGCAUGCCGCCGAUUCUCUUGUUACCGGAAGUUCAUCACGUAAUUCCGCUUCAUGGAACUUAUAUAUGCCCUGUAUACAAAACAAUCGAGCGGUCUGGAACUUUAAGUACAAUGGGAUAUUCCACAAACUUUGUUUUAGCGAUGGAGAUUCCAAUUAAUGAGCCACAAUCACACUGGAUAAAAAGAGGAGUGGCAUUGAUAUGUACUUUGGAUUAUUAACAUUUCUCUGUUACAUCUAUCACAACAUUUAUGACUUAUAAUUGACAAUUGUUA